AUGUUCGCUCAAAUGAACGCUAAUCUUCGCGUCAAACGUACAGUCUUCCGCACGUCCGGUAUCUACGUCAAAUUGCCGUGCUCGGGCGACAUCACAGACGCUUGCUGGCGACCGUCGACAUUCACGAUCAAGGAACUAUCGACAGGCCAAUAUGCCGUUUUCUUAGUCGACAGCUUCGACAGAAGCCGAUCCGGAUCAUCCGUCUUUGAUGCAAAGUGGACGAUGGACGCCCAUCAGAGCGAUGGCAUUCUGUCAUGGUCGAAUGGCCAGGCGGUCUACCAAUUCAUGCUUCGUAGCUUCAGCGUUUCGAAGUAUCUGUCUUUGAUUCGGGCGUUCGCGGGAGGUCUGAGGUUGGCGCACGAACAACUCCAGGCAUUGGAAGGCCUGCUAUCCGCCCACCUCGAAGGCGAGCCGUCCGACGUCCAGCCCGGCCAGGACAUAGAAGACGGCGUUGACAUCCAGGAGGAGGUUCUGAUGAAUGUUGAUGGAGGUGCACUCUACUAG
Molecule: messenger RNA, 504 nt
Organism: Rhodofomes roseus
Lineage: Eukaryota; Fungi; Basidiomycota; Agaricomycetes; Polyporales; Fomitopsidaceae
Exons: 4
Coding region: 1-504 (167 amino acids)
Source: RefSeq, a predicted model, not a curated record